Messenger RNA from Calidris pugnax (ruff), 3591 nucleotides. It is a transcript of the gene GPRIN1, whose product is annotated as G protein regulated inducer of neurite outgrowth 1. Gene Ontology annotation, biological process: neuron projection development. Gene Ontology annotation, cellular component: plasma membrane. Bases 1 to 1854 code for a protein of 617 amino acids. NCBI's taxonomy places the organism in Eukaryota, Metazoa, Chordata, Aves, Charadriiformes, Scolopacidae. The record is from RefSeq and is a predicted model, not a curated record. The transcript is spliced from 4 exons.
AUGGAGCCUGGUGUCCCUGGGGGGGUUCCUCUGCUGCUCCCAUUUGCCAGCACCCCAUCAGCUCCGCACCCGGCCUCCCUGCCCGCAGGUAAGGGCGGCCCCGGGGCCCGCGGGGGGCCGCCGCCCGCCCCGCACCGGCACCUCCGGGAUGGGGGGGGGGCGGCUGGCCCCGGGACGGGCGUCGGGAUCGGGAUCGGGAUCGGUGUCGGGGGGUCGGGCUCCCCCCCACCCCCGUUCGGGGCUGCCGCGGGGGCGGCUUUGUCCGGGGCUCGUCCCGGGGAACCGGGGCCGGGGCGCGCACACGCGUGUCCGCGCGUGCGGGUGUGCCCGUCGCCAUGUGCUGGGCGUGGGUGCCUGCGCCACAUCCCCCAGCCCCUGCGCCACAUCCCCCAGCCCCGGCAGCCGCAGCAGCGCCUGGAUCCCACUCCUGGCCCAGCCGUGCUGGGGGGCAAGGCUGGCUUUUACGGUAGGCAGCCGACCCUUCCCGUGGGACCCGCGGCGGGACUAGCAUGGGAGAAGCCCUCCCUGGGCAUGGGCAGCGCUAAGGAGCCCGAGGGGCUGCAGCUGCUGAGCCGUCAGGCUGGGGCUGAGGACGCCUGCGAGCCCGGCGCCAGCUCCCCUGGCUGCCCGCCGGUGGGCGAGUGCCAGUCCGGCUCCGGCUGUGCCAUGAGGACCUGCUGCAUGGCUGAGCCAGAGGCCCAGGGCACCACGGCCGGCUCAGCCGCAGAGAAGAAGGUGCCGUCGCCAACGGGACCGGCUCCCGGCACAGACACCGGCAAAGAGCCAAGCAUGGCGGCAGCGACGGGGAGCUGCGGGGGACCAAGUGGCGCUGCCCCUGCCUGUGGCCCGGCGGAGAUGGGGGUCCCUGGCACCCAGAAGGAGAACACAGCCCCCAUGCCCCCCCUGCCUGAGCCCUGCCUCAAGGCACCCGGCAAGGACGUGGGGAGCGCGCCGGCUCCUGCCAAACACGUGGCGUUUGUGGAGCCCACUGCAAGCACCGGAGGAGCAGCUGAGCUUCCAAGCCAGGAGCAACCCCAGCAGAGGGGCAGCGAGGCAGCCAAGCACCCCCAGGGGGGCACGGCGGAGCCCCCCAGCACCGGCACUGCAGGGAGCAGGGCCAAAAGUGAGGCAGGGCCGAGCUCCGCCACCCUGGGCCAGGGCAGAGCCGAGGGGAGCCCAGCUCAGGGUGCGGAUGCUGGGAGCAGCCAGCAGCCUCGGACAGCCAAGCUGCUCUGCGAGUCCUACUCCUUCGAGGUGACCCCACCGCAGGAUGCUGGGACACAGGACAUGGGGACGCAAGUGGACAGCCGAGCGUCCCUGGUGUCGGUGGCCUUGAGCCCCAUGAGCCCCCCCGGUGGGGCUGCUGCCUUCACCUUCCCCAAGAGAGAGGUGGGCUCUGCUGCCCCCCUACGCCCGGAGCCCUCCAAGAAGGACGCGGAGAUGCAGGUGUCCAUGCCUGUGGAGACCCGCUCGGUGGCCACUGGGCCCAUGACGCCGGUGACCAAGUCCCCACAGGCCUCGUACCCCGAGGUGCACGUGAAGGGGACAGUGGUGGAGGAGACUCCGGAGCCCAUCCGGGAGGUGAGCUGGGACGAAAAGGGGAUGACGUGGGAGGUGUAUGGGGCCUCCAUGGAGGUGGAAGUGCUGGGCAUGGCCAUCCAGAAGCACCUGGAGAAGCAGAUCGAGGAGCACGGGCGGCAGGUGGUGAUGACCCCCCAGAGCACCCGCGCUGGCUCCAUCAAGGGAGCCCCCCGCAAAGGCGAGGCCAAGAGGCAGCCCAGCGUCUUUCGGGCUCUGCUGCAGAACGUCCGGCGGCCACGGUGCUGCUCCCGUGCCGGCCCCGCCAUGGAGUGAGCCACUGCCCACGCCGGUGGGGUGGGGAUGCCACGGGGCUUCUCCGGGGAAGCAGGGUUGGGGUCCCGAGAUGCCCGCUGCCAGUGUGUGGGGCUCCUGGGGCCAGGACAGGCAGUGAUGGAGCACUGCACGCUGGGGCAAGGCAUCUCCUUCGCUGGGGGUCCCCCCACCAGCCUGGCCCCACGGAGGUGCCCUGGUACGUGAGGCUGGUCUCUGUGCUUGGUGGCUUUUUUCAGCACGAGGAAGCACGUGGCUCCUUCCAGCCAGAGGUGGCUGCUCCCGGGCAUCUCCUGUUCGUGGCACAGGGCUGGAGAUGGUGGGCACGGGAGGGUGGGCACGGGCAGGUCGCUGCUGGCUCCCCCAAGCCUUGGCCUGGCUCACACCCCAUGCAGCAAUGUCUCUCCCCAGUGCUGGAGAGAUGCUGGUGCAUCACUGUGCCACCACUUCGCUGGCCCAGGGCUCGGCCACGCUCUGACCAGCCCAUGGCCAUGUACUUGCGUGUCCCCGUGGCUGCCCGGGGCAGGAGUGAUCAGCCCAGCCUGCCACAGCCCUGUCCUCUCCGCCCCACCGCUGUGCUGUGGGCAACCUGGAGCUGGGAGGACACGGCCACACGGGGCACCGGAACAUAUCCCAAAUGGGAGAGACUGAGUCCGACCACUCCUGUGGUGGAGAGCUGCUUGUCCCCGUCACUGUGGCUGGAGGCGCGUGGGGAGUCUGUCCCCAUGGCCCCCAGCUCCCCCUACCCCGGGACCUGCCUGGGAGCGGCCAUCAGAGACCAGGACACGUCCUCACCACGGCUGGCGGUGGGGAUGAAGCCUGCCCUGCUGCCGGGCCGUCCAGCUGGAGAGGACCCACGUGCUGGAGACGUGGGCGCUGGUCCCCGUGCGUGUCCCUCCGGCCCCGCCGGCUGCUCUCCUCCCACGGCAGCCGUCCCUGCGCCUGCUGCAAAGCGCUGCCUCUUUUUACAGCUGGGGUUUUACAGGGUGGGGGGGGAGGGGGGCUUUUAUUGAACCGUGUUUGCAUUUUUGGAGCUUUUUAAGAGACACUUUCAGCCGUGCGCGUCUUGCCUGGUGCCACCUCUUCCCCAGUGACCUGUGGGGCCGUCACCCCCUUUUCAAACACUUUUCCUACGUUGCCUGUGCCCCGCCGGGCUGGAGAGCAUCGGGAGCACAGGGUUGGUGUGAGGGGGCAGUGACCAUCCCCCCGUGACCGGGUGAGCAUCCCCGUGGCCGGCAGCACCGUGGUGUCCCACCGAGCUGCAGGACCUGACCCAGCGUGGAGCACCAGCCCCACAGUGCCACAGCAAGGGGGGGGCACAGACCUGUGCCCAGCACCUGGUGCAAAUGGCAGGGGUACUUGGGGAGCUGCACCAUCCCCUCUGGGCUCGAUGUGCUGGGGGACACCAGUGCAGCCCCUUCCCCUCUUUAAGGGGCAAGUCUUGCCUCCCUCCAUCUCCAUUGUACAUCCUGGGCUUGUUGUGGCCCUGUGGGGGGCUGUGUCUCGUACUUGGGGGGUGUCUUUGUGAAGGGCUCGCUGAAGCACCAGCUGGCAACUGUGGCCAGUGCCCGCUCUGUGUCGUGGCACUUGCCAGGACCCAGCUCUGCCCAGUGCCUUGGGCUGCGGGAGCAGUGCCACAACCCCGUGGGGGAUGACCAGGAGCCCUGGGGCACCCACCCCCCUGCCCUGGGCUGCGGCACACCAGCGCUGUGGCUUCAUCACCUACUUUCUUCUUUUUUU